Talaromyces stipitatus ATCC 10500 is the source of this 4212-nucleotide messenger RNA. RefSeq names its product C6 transcription factor, putative. Gene Ontology annotation, molecular function: hydrolase activity; DNA-binding transcription factor activity, RNA polymerase II-specific; DNA binding. The transcript has 12 exons. Bases 1 to 4212 code for a protein of 1403 amino acids. The record is from RefSeq and is a predicted model, not a curated record. Gene Ontology annotation, biological process: DNA-templated transcription; regulation of DNA-templated transcription. Lineage: Eukaryota; Fungi; Ascomycota; Eurotiomycetes; Eurotiales; Trichocomaceae.
AUGUCAUGCAAAGACUGGCUCGACAUCCACGGCCAUUUCUACCCUCCACAAGCACCCGGUGAGGCAGAGGCACUCGCUCAGUCCAUGCGAGAUGCUUGUUUCAUGGUCAACGGUCCCGUGACGUGGGAUGUUCAGUCAAUUCUAGACUACAAUGAUCGAGCAAAUAUCCAGAUGCAGAUGCUCUCGUACAUCCCACAAAAUAGCCCCGAGAAACUUAUAGCUGCUAAUACAUACGCAGCAGCCGUGGUAAAAGAAUACCCUGAUCGUUUUGGGCUUCUAGGGGCGCUCCCUACUGACGAUCCGGACCUGUGCUUAAAAGAAAUUGAGCGGUUGAGCACGACUCUUAUACCUGCCGAUGGCUUCGCAACAUCUACAGUUUACAAUGGCGUCGGAUUAAGCGAUUCUCACCUUGAUCCAGUUUGGGAGGUGCUCAAUGCUCGAAAGGCAGUUGUGCAUAUUCAUCCAAAUGCAUACGCAGGACCAUCACACGGCCGCCCAUCACCGCUGAUCGAGGUGGCUUUUGAUACAGCGCGGACAUGCGUUGAUAUGCUCUAUAAGGGAGUGUUCCGUCGAUAUCCGGAGAUCAAAUUCGUUCUUGGUCAUUGUGGUGGCGCUCUACCUGUCCUCUCUGGUCGACUGUCGUUGCUCGGUACAGAAUCUUGGGUGCCGAAUCCGAAUAAUCUUACGAGAGAAGAGAUAGAGAAGCAACUCCGUGGUCUCUACGUUGACACGGCUGCCACUGCGAAGACGGGACUUCCACCUGCUGUGCAGAUGGUGGGCGUCGAACAUGUCAUAUAUGGAGCAGACUGUGGAGUUCCAUGUUCUACUGAGCAGACCAUGGAGGAGAACAAAGCUGAUGUACUGAGAUGGGAAUCGAGUAACGGUGUCUUCAAGGGAAUGAUUAUGACGAACGGAUGGCAUCUAUUCCCCCAAGCGGCGAUCAGGGCCGGUAUAGAAUCGGAUCUGAAUCUGUGGGAAGAUUAUUGGAAGUUGAAUCUAAUGUGGGCCUUUAUCGAACUUCAGACAUCCCGGCAAUACAAGCGCCAGCUUCUACGCUUCCUCAGAUGCAAGAUGAAUCUCAACUCAAUGGCCAACCCUCACUGGAGAGCACUUGACACAUUCUUAUUCAUGUAUAUCAAACACCCCAAAAAACUUUACCUAAAGCUAGUGGCUACCGGAAGCUUCCGUUACUCUCAGCAAGCAUACUGCAUGAUAUGGGGUCGGUUUUCCCAUUUCUAUAUCAAUGAGCUUCUAUAUGUCAAGAUAUUCCAUAAAGGAGUACAAGAUGCUGCUAUCACGAAAUUUGUUGCAUACUUGCCACAGAAGUUGCCUCUCAAGCUCUCCCCAAGUGCUCACGUUCUAGCCCAACAAUUGACUUCAAAUGCAAACUCAAUUCCGAGUGUUCGCCGCCAGGGGCUCUUUCUCUGGGUAGCCUCAUUCGAUGUCGAAAGCGUUUACUUUCUUAUGACGCUAGACCAAAUUGUAAAAUUGUCUUUCUCGUCUCGUCUAGUGGCUGCCAGUGUGAGAUCAAAUGUUCAUCGAUGCUUGCCUGCGGCAAUCCCCAAUUCGCACCUUAUAGCGCUUUUCGCCCACCUGGGACUUUUUCAACCUAUGAUAUGGAUGGAUUGGGAUAUCCAAGAUGGCAAAUGCAACCAACUUGCUAUUCACUUCCGUAUCAAGAAUCUGAUCUAUGCAGUCCUCCUUCAGCUACAAUGUUGUCUUGAUGACCGACAUUCUCCUCAGAAAGAAAGCGAAACAAAGAAGAUGGCCAUUCCUCGACUGCCCGAAGGAACAGAAGCGUCACUGAGCUCCCUAGGACGUUUUCAUCGUCGUCAUGUUCGUCGAGCAUGCGAGUCAUGCCGGCAAAGAAAGACUAAAUGCACUGGGGACAAAUCCGGAUGCCGGAAUUGCAGAGAAGCUGGAAUCAUUUGUUGUUAUACUGAUGGUAAAAGGGAAAAAUCCAAGAGACAACUCGCAACCCUGUCAGCCAAAGUUCAGACAUAUGAGGAGGUUAUUAGAAAAAUGAGCCUACGCUUCGGAGUCUCUGAGGAACAACUAAUGAACAAUGCUAUAUCUUCUGUAUGUCCGACCACUCCGAUGACUGCUGUUCUCAGUGAGCAAUCUGAUGCAUCAUCAACAUUAACCAAAGCUCGCUCUAUCCUCGCUAGCGAUGGGUCCCAGCGCAGGUCACAGUCUCCAUCGGCUAGAUCAUCCGCUGGUACUGAUCGAGUGGAGGAGGAUUUCAACAAGGACAGCACAUCUCGAGCUACCGGAUAUAUUGGAAAUAGUUCUGAGAUGUGCUGGUUGCAAAAACUGCGCAAAAAGGUCAAUGGUGACGUUCCAGAGACAGGCCAGUCAUCUCCUCCUCCCACACCUCCUGGGAAUGAUGACGACGGUCUUAUUGCCUCAAUCAACUUUUACGCAGAUAACAAGGAGUUUGACUUAACCGAAGACGUUCAGUCGGGUGCAAUGCCUCCCAAGGACACUGCAAGCCAGCUUCUCAGGGCUUACUGGAGGUCUAUCCACCUUUCGUUUCCCAUCAUCGGAAGGUCCACUUUCCAGUCACAAUUCAACCUUUUCUUCAGUCAGCCGGGUGUCAAGCCCGGAAACAAGUGGCUGGCUAUAUUAAAUCUUAUCUUUGCCACAUCUGCCGUGUACGCCCGGCUCGUUGGGGCAGAUUGGAAGUUGGAAUUGGAGCAUCAUAGUGUUUACUUCAAGAGGGCACGCAUCUUGAGCAUGCGAGAUACACUUUUUGAUCAUCCGGAUUUACAACAGCUUCAAAUUGAAGGCUUGACAUCUUUUUACCUUCUAUCCACGGGGCAAAUCAAUCGAUCAUGGAAAGUGUCCGGUAGUGCAGUUAGGGGAGCAAUAUCUCUCGGACUUCAUCUUCGGAACGUGGGAUCAACGACUUCAGACACAUCGAAAGAAAUUCGAUAUCGCGUCUGGUGGGCGUUGUACACUCUAGACCACAUGCUGAAUGUUAUAACUGGUCGACCAUCCUGUAUCGUCGAUGGAGCCUGCACAACACCUAUCCCGAUUCCUUUUGAUGAGACUGAAUUUCAGAAACCAGAGGCUGCUCAGAUGCUCAGUAACCAUACAAGAAAGGGGUCAUGGAUUAAUGACUGGAAUCCAUCCUCUUCUAGCUUGCCAAGUCCAUCUCAAAACGGUGAAUCAUCGACCGAUAACACCGUUGCAAUCAAAUCUGAAGGAGAAUCGUCGAGCAGUAUCGAGUGGUUGAAAUCGCUACCAGUAUCAUGCUCGUUGUACUUCUUUUACGUUGCCACCCUUGCCUCUAUCUCAAAACGAGCAAACAUGAAGCUCUAUAGUGGCGAAGCAAUGCAGGCAUCUUGGGCAAGCCUCGAAUUUACGAUCCAGAGCUUGUCCAUGGAGAUUGAUGCAUGGCUCGCUAGUCUACCUGAAACGUUCGAUUUCAGACUCCCCACGCCUGACAAGGAAAAACUGACGAUAUCUCAAAAGAUGGGAAUGGCUUUUGCAUACUACAGUGCCAAGAUCUCGAUCAGUCGACCUUGUCUCUGUCAGCUUGAAAAGGACUGCCAGACUGACGGAGCAUAUGAGUUUUGCAACAAGACAGCCGCAGAAUGCGUUGAUGCUGCUACGCGGAUGAUCAACAUACUACCUGCAACUAUGGAUACAAGUACGUUGUACAAGAUAUCUCCAUGGUGGUGCACUCUUCAUUACAUUAUGCAAGCCACCACUGUGUUGCUUUUAGAACUCUCGUUCCGAGCCGAACACGUCCCCGAAAGAGCCGGCGAGGUCUCGCAAGCAUUGAAAAAAGCAGUCAAAUGGCUAUUUGAACUGUCUCAUUCGAGUGAUUCAGCUCAUCGAGCAUGGAAGCUCAGCGAUGAAUAUCUUCGCAACCUGGCACCACCAUUGAAUCUUGACAUUAGUGAUCUGCCAGAUAGUGAGAUCCUGAUGGACUCGUCGAACAAUUUUGUCUCGGUAUUGGAAAACUCGUUGCUGGACCAACAGGUCCCAGCUUUAAUGCCGUACCUGGAGACAGACACCCUGGACUUUCUAGAGACACAGCAAACAGACGGCGAGACUCAGGGAACGAUGCAGAACAACGCUUUCGACGAUUUCCUACCUUAUGACCCGAGCACAGGGCAAAUCACCGGGUCAUUCUUCCCAUCAUCAUCGACGUCUAAUCUUGAUAUGGACUUUGAUUAUAUGUGGGACAGUUCUGUAUUUUGA